This is a messenger RNA of Rhinolophus ferrumequinum (greater horseshoe bat), 1459 nucleotides long. RefSeq names its product POP5 homolog, ribonuclease P/MRP subunit (gene POP5). NCBI's taxonomy places the organism in Eukaryota, Metazoa, Chordata, Mammalia, Chiroptera, Rhinolophidae. The record is from RefSeq and is a predicted model, not a curated record. Gene Ontology annotation, cellular component: ribonuclease P complex. Gene Ontology annotation, biological process: tRNA 5'-leader removal. The coding region runs from base 85 to 594 and encodes 169 amino acids. The transcript has 5 exons. Gene Ontology annotation, molecular function: ribonuclease P RNA binding.
CUGCGGAGGCUAACUUCCCAUUGGCCACCAGCGGGAACACAGACAUCCGGUUUGCGCAACGGAAAGCCGGACGCGGAGAUCGCCAUGGUGCGGUUCAAGCACAGGUACCUGCUCUGCGAAGUGGUGUCUGACGACCCCCGCUGCCGCCUGAGUCUGGAUGACAGAGUGCUGGGUGGCCUCGUACGGGACACUAUCGCCCGCGUACACGGAACUUUCGGCGCGGCCGCCUCCUCCAUCGGCUUCGCAGUGCGAUACCUCAAUGCCUAUACUGGAAUAGUGCUUCUUCGAUGCCGAAAGGAAUUCUACCAGCUUGUGUGGUCAGCUCUUCCCUUCAUCACAUACUUGGAGAACAAAGGACACCAUUACCCGUGUUUUCUCAACACCUUACAUGUGGGAGGUACAAUUAGAACAUGUCAGAAGUUCCUAAUUCAAUACAACAGGAGACAGCUGUUGAUCUUGUUGCAGAACUGCACGGAUGAAGGAGAGCGGGAAGCUAUCCAGAAGUCUGUCACAAGAAGCUGUUUACUAGAGGAGGAGUCGGGAGAGGAGGACCUUUCAGAUGGUGGUGAGGAGGCUGCUGAAGCAAUGGAGUGAGCCUCUGCAGGCGGCACUGUGCCUGGGCCUCAGGGCCUUGUUGGAACGACAUUCUGGGAGGCAGCAGCAUCUUCUAUAGUUCACACUGGAUGACUGCCGAUCAGAGGCCAAGUUAGCAGCUCACAAUGGCAGACCUAUUCACAUCAACUGAUGUCACCUUUACCUAGCGUUGCCCGGUCAAGUGGUUCUGCAGGUUGUGGACCCUCUGUGGUUACAGCUAUCUUUGUUUCUAAUUGCCUGACUGAGAGCAUGUUUAAUAAAUUUUAUUUGGCUCCUACAGCAUUUAGCAUAUGUACUUAGGAAGGUCAUGUUUGGCCAAGUCUCUUCCCUCUACCCUUGGCCUCAGUGAGAAGACUGGCUCCCUAUGUGGUACGAGAUGCACAGUCUCUCACUGAGGCCUGUACCCCGAGCCCCUAGGACGGGCCCUAAGCAGUCCAGGUCAUGUGGAGUAGAAGCAUUAAUGAGACACAGCAACUGAACUGGCACAGAUUUACAGCUGGUCUCAGUACUGACCCACAGAACCUUAAAAAUACCAGGUUCCUUGUCUACUUCAUUAGGUAACUUGACAAAAAAUGCAGUUCUAGCACUUUUCUUGAGGGGAAAAAAACUUGGCUUCACCCGACCAUUAUUACAAAGCCAAGUAGCAGCUGCCAAUUUCUGGUAGUUUCUGUAGUCCCAUCCUUCCCUAUUGCCUUAUACCUGCCUGGCAGCUGCAAACAGGUGAGACUGCCACACUCACAGGAAUUAGGAGGGUCAAGAGAUUGUGGUUAGUUCUGAUCUACCUACUAAUGACAUUUCUAGGAUGUUUUCUUGAUAAUAAAAAUGGAUGUCACUCAAAGUCCCUGACACAUGUAACAGAGUUCUG